AUGCCGGACCAUGUGAACACAGCUCCUUCUACUGACGCUGAGAAACAUGGUUUUUCUGGCACUAACGGCAAAGGGGCCCAGGAGAGACCCCUCGAAACUACUGAGGAUGGAGCUAUUGGAGUCAACAAGGCUGAGGCCGCAGCACUUGUCUGGAGCAAAAAUGCUUUGUGGGCGAUGUAUGCCUGGAUCUGGGUGUGCUUCUUUAUGUUAGCAUUUCACUCCCAGAUAGGACUACACGUGCUCGUCAACGCGUAUGCGAAUUUCCAAACCGCCCCUGAAAUUUCAACUGCGGCAAUCCUGGCCACCGUGGUCGGGGGUGUGAUGAAGCUUCCUAUUGCCAAGAUCUUAAACGUCUGGGGAAGAGCGGAGGGUAUGUUCAUCUUUACGGGUCUGUUCAUCUUGGGUAUUAUUGUGCUGGCAUCAUGCACUGGACCCAGUGGUUUCGCAGCCGGGAGUGGCCGCACAUGGAUCCAGUCAGCUAUGCAUUAUGUUCAUGAGUUCGAUGUUAUUGGUGGGCUCAUCUUAAUGGCGGCAUUCAUCCUCCUCCUUCUACCCUUCAGUUUGACAACCUACGGCCGAGCAGAAUAUAAAUCAGCCACCUUCAUCGCAAUGCUCGUUGUUGGCUUCUGUCUUUUCUUCGGUUUCUUUGCAUGGGAAAAGUUCUUCGCCCGCAAACAAUUCAUCCGUUAUGACCUCCUUAAACAGCGUACAGUACUCGGAGCGUGUAUUCUCUCGGCAAUUUGCAACAUGGGCUAUGCCAUUUGGGAUUUGUACUUCCUCAACUUCUGCAUGGUCGUGUACGAUCUUAGCGUCUCACACGGAGGAUACAUGAACCAAAUCUAUAACAUCGGGUCCUGCUUUUGGGCUCCCCUUCUCGGAAUCUACAUCCGACAAACCAAGCACUUCAAAAAUGCAUGUCUCUACUUCGGACUUCCCCUCAUGUUACUUGGUUCCGGACUGAUGAUUCACUUCCGCGGCGAGCACGAUAACAUCGGCUACAUCGUCAUGUGCCAAAUUUUCAUCGCUUUCUCCGGAGGCACGCUGGUCAUUGGCCAGGAUAUGGCCGUCAUGGCCGCUGCUGACCAUGACGGCGUUCCCAUGAUGUUAUCCAUCCUUGGCCUCUUUGCCAGCUUGGGUGGUGCGGCCGGUAACGCGAUUUCUUCGGCAAUCUAUACCAAUGUCUUCCCGAACAAGCUGAUCGACGGACUUCCGGCUUCGGCUCAAGCUGACUGGGCGGAUAUUUAUCUUGGGGGCUAUCUUACACAGAUGGAAUACCCGAUGGGUGGCCAGAUACGAACUGCUAUCAAUGAUGCUUGGGGUGAUAGUCAGAAGUACAGCUGUAUUGCUACGACAGCGGUGCUUGUCCUUGGGUUCCCGUGCAUUAUGGUCUGGAGGAACUUCAGUGUGGACCGGAAGCAGAAUAAGGGGACUAUGCUCUAA
Molecule: messenger RNA, 1440 nt
Organism: Aspergillus melleus
Lineage: Eukaryota; Fungi; Ascomycota; Eurotiomycetes; Eurotiales; Aspergillaceae
Exons: 4
Coding region: 1-1440 (479 amino acids)
Biological process (GO): transmembrane transport
Molecular function (GO): transmembrane transporter activity
Source: RefSeq, a predicted model, not a curated record